Molecule: messenger RNA, 1730 nt
Organism: Priapulus caudatus
Lineage: Eukaryota; Metazoa; Priapulida; Priapulimorpha; Priapulimorphida; Priapulidae
Product: protein RRNAD1-like
Exons: 9
Coding region: 94-1404 (436 amino acids)
Biological process (GO): rRNA modification
Molecular function (GO): rRNA (adenine-N6,N6-)-dimethyltransferase activity
Source: RefSeq, a predicted model, not a curated record
UAGGAGUUUUACGUAAAGCAAUUUUGGAGCAAGCUUCCCCUCUCCUGGCGAUUGGCUCUUGACAAUGUAGAAACCCAUGAACUUGCAACAUGGAUGGAAACUGGAAAGUGCCCAGGUGUAUGGCCACUCUCUUUACUUGCCUACAGAGAAGCAACCCGAGCAAUGUCCUUCUGUCGAAAGCCAUCAGAGAGCUUUGAUGUAGCAUAUCUAAAUCUGAAAGAUAAGCCAUCAAAAACACAACUGGGGUCAGAUGAGACAAUUGGCUUACAUAUAGAAAGACAACCAAAUGUAAUCUGCAGCACAAGUAUUGAUACUAAUUCAAGGACUGCAGUUACAAACAUCAAGGAUCAACAAAAGCAUAAUUUGUUCAAAAAAGCGACAACAUUCCUAUGGAGAUGUGCUGCUGACGAACUCUCUAAAGAAGCUGGUCAGCACAAAUACUUGGGCCACUGCUACAGGAAGCAUGUCAAACCAAAAAAACAGCAUGAAAUUGGCAGGCUAGCGCAGGUAGUUGCAGCAGUGUGUACACAUAACCAUACCACUAGUGUAUUGGACAUGGGAUCUGGACAAGGUCAUCUGUCUCGCCUUCUUGCGUUCGGUUAUGGUCUGAGUGUGACAAGUGUUGAGGCAGAUUCUUCUUAUACCAAUGGAGCAGAGAAAUUUGAUAGGGAAGUAAAAGAAAGCAUUAGGAAAGAAAUGGAAAGGGAAGGCCGUGAGAAAAUUGAUGAUGAAUAUCAAGUGAAAUACAUUAAUCAGUGUAUUAAGCCUGAUAUAUCUGUUAAAGACUUUAACUCAUUGGUGGGAAACCAGAAAGGGUGUGUUCUGGUUGGACUUCAUACAUGUGGUGACCUAGGCCCAACAAUACUUAAAUUAUUUACAAAGAGCGAUCACAUCAAGGCCAUAGUGUCAGUAGGAUGCUGCUACAUGAAAAUUGCCAACACUGGGUAUGUUAUGUUUUACCCUUUGCUGUCACUUAUUGCAGUUAAUGAGCCAAAGUUGAAGUUGCACUGCUACCGAGCAAAACUCGAGUGGCUGCUGAAGGCAUAUAAACCUGAGCUGCACGGGACCACUAGUAUUGGCACAAUCCGCCAUGCUGAGAACAUGAGCUUCACCGAGUACAUAGAGGUAGCCUUAAAAAAGCUUGGCUGCAAUCGUAUUGCCACAGCAGAUGAUGUGGAAUUAGCAGAAUAUGAAUGUGCUGCCAGCUGGAGGAGAGUGGUGGCAUUUUAUGCACUCAGGCUUUUAUUAGCACCAGUCCUGGAAAGUGUCAUUCUCUGUGACAGAAUGCUGUAUCUAUAUGAGAAUGGAAUUAACUGCACUAUACUGCCAGUGUUUGACCCUAUGAUUUCACCGAGGAACCUUGUGGUCGUUGCUACAAAGUCUAAAGAACAGCCAUCCUGCUAAGCAAUCAACACAGCAUAAAAAAUCCCAUUGUAGCAUAUAACUUGGCAGAAUAUUAGCUGCUACUUGGUGCUUAAUUUAACUAUCCCCUUACUGUGUAGUACAUCACUAGGCAGGUGCUACUUCAUCAUGUUGCUUACCAUAUAUAACUGUUUAUAGAGUAAUGCAGAACGUGACACCUAGUAGUAGGUUCUGGAAAUUUAUUGUAGUGUUGCUGUCUGAUUAAGAAAGUUUGGCAAUUAACUUAUUGUGUAUAAUUAAUAAAGACCAUUUGAAUAUAAACAUGUCACAUGUCGAUGUUUGAAUAUUAUAAUAAAUUAUGCAGGAGA